AUGGGAAGAAAGACGAUUUUGCUUCUGAUUGUGGGGGCUCUUGGGGCAUAUUAUGUUUACACACCUCUCCCGGAUAAUAUUGAGGAGCCAUGGAAAUUAAUGUGGGUAACAACGUGUUUAAAAACUAUUACACAUUUGGGUCACUUGGCUGAACUGUUGGGAAUCAGUAAUUCCAUGGACAUUACAGGGUUCUUCAUGAGCAUUCAAGAAGUCCCACCCACAUCUGAUGAAAACGUCACUGUGAUGGAGACAACUUUCAACAAUGUUCCUGUCCGUAUAUAUUUACCAAAACGGAAGUCAGAGACACUAAGAAGAGGCUUAUUUUAUGUUCAUGGUGGUGGUUGGUGUAUGGGAAGUGCUGAUGAUUAUUUCUAUGACCUUCUGUCCAGACGGACAGCAGACAGACUUGAUGCAGUUGUCAUAUCAACCAACUACAGACUAGCCCCGAAGUACCAUUUUCCAGUUCAAUUUGAAGAUGUGUACACUGCAUUAAAAUGGUUCUUAGACCCCCAGAUUCUUGAAAGCUAUGGUGUAGAUCCUGGAAGAAUCGGUGUCUCUGGAGACAGUGCUGGAGGGAAUUUAGCGGCAGCGGUGGCACAGCAGCUCUUAGAAGAUCCAGAUGUCAAGAUCAAGCUCAAGGUCCAAUCUUUAAUAUAUCCUGCCCUUCAGAAUUUUGAUUUCGAUUUACCAUCAUAUCAAGAAAAUGCACAUUAUCCAGUUCUGUCGAAAUCACUCAUGGUCAGAUUCUGGAGUGAAUAUUUUACUACAGAUAGAUCACUUAAGAAAGCAAUGCUUUCCAACCAACACAUUCCUCUGGAAUCAAGCCAUCUGUUCAAAUUUGUUAAUUGGAGUUCUUUGCUUCCUGAGAAGUUUAAGAAAGGCCACGUUUAUAAGACUCCAACUCAUGGUAGUUCAGAGCUGGCUAAAAAAUAUCCAGGGAUUCUAGAUGUGAAAGCUUCACCAUUGCUAGCUGAUGACAGCAAAUUGCGUGGUUUACCCCUGACCUAUGUCAUCACUUGUCAAUAUGAUGUCUUAAGAGAUGAUGGACUCAUGUAUGUUACUCGACUUCAGAAUUCUGGAGUUCGAGUGAUCCAUAACCACCUAGAGGGUGCAUUCCAUGGAACACUUUAUUUUCUUUUUACUAAAGUUGGUUAUAGAGCAGCCGAUCAGUAUAUUAAUUGGCUACAUGAAAACCUGUAG
This is a messenger RNA of Rangifer tarandus platyrhynchus (Svalbard reindeer), 1200 nucleotides long. The record is from the annotation of a GenBank genome assembly. Lineage: Eukaryota; Metazoa; Chordata; Mammalia; Artiodactyla; Cervidae.